Molecule: messenger RNA, 1419 nt
Organism: Quercus lobata
Lineage: Eukaryota; Viridiplantae; Streptophyta; Magnoliopsida; Fagales; Fagaceae
Exons: 1
Coding region: 1-1326 (441 amino acids)
Molecular function (GO): protein binding
Source: RefSeq, a predicted model, not a curated record
AUGAUGUUCCGAACACUUAUUUCAGCCUUAUUUUUCCUAUGUUCCAAUUCCCUGCAUGGCCUUGCCCAACCUGCUGGAUGUGCUCUACCACCUCAUCCUAACCCUAUGAUCCAUCGUACCAGACCACGACCACCACUAUACCCACCAGGACUUCAUCUCAUGCCUCGUCGCAACAAAACAGAUCCUGGACCCUUGUCCAAUAGAGCCAGAAUUCUAUUCAUCACCAAAGAACUCAAAAGAAACAUCACCUACGACCCAAAAGGCUAUACUUGCACUUGGGUUGGAAACAACUAUUGCCUUUUCAAAGGGUUCUAUUGUGACACUGUCCCUGACUUAAACAUUACCGGACUUGCUCGAAUUACCUUCAAUGGUGCAAGAUUUGGUGGUACUUUCUUGAACUUUUAUCGCUUUAUUCGAUAUUUGCCGGACAUUGCUAUCUUCCAUGCCAAUUCUAACAACUUUAGUGGACCUAUUAAUAAAAACCUCAAACAAUUACGUUAUCUAUACGAGCUGGAUUUGAGUAACAACAAAUUCCUUGGUCAAUUUCCAGCUUAUAUACUUGGUGCCACGAAUUUAACAUUUGUGGACCUUAGGUUCAACACUUAUGCUGGGAUAGUCCCACGUCGAUUAUUCGACCUUGACACAAACGUGUUGUUUGUUAACAACAACGGGUUCAAUCAGACAAUUCCAGCUACGUUAGGUAACACGCCAGCUUUGUAUCUCACACUUGCCAACAACCAUUUCACUGGUGAAAUCCCACAUAGUAUUGGCCAAGCUUGGAACACCCUGCUUGAAGUACUCUUCUUGAACAACAGGUUGAGCGGUUGUUUGCCUUAUGAAAUUGGGUACUUACAAAGAGCCACAGUGUUUGAUGUUGGUGGGAAUUUAUUGACGGGUCCAAUUCCACAAUCAUUUGGGUGUUUGUUUAAGAUGGAGUUACUCAAUUUGGCUCAUAAUCAGUUUUACGGGACUAUUCCAGAAUCAUUAUGCGGGUUAAAAAAUGGGUACAAUUUUUCAUUAUCUUACAAUUUCUUCACAGAAGUAGGGCCUUUGUGUAGGAAAUUGAUAAGUAAAGCCAGACUUGAUGUAAGGAAGAAUUGUAUUUCUGGGCUACGAGAGCAGAAAUCUGCAGCUAAGUGUAACCGUUUCUUUACUACGCAGAGAAGAAGCUGCUCAAGAGAGAGUACUUUCAGUAUUGUUCCUUGUAAGAUUGGUACUACUAGUAACUCUUUGGAAGAAGAAAAAGAUGAGGUUUUUCCUACAAUUGAUGAAAUGACUCCACCUUCACCCGUGACCUACGGUGCCCUCACGAAGCCUCACCAUUGAUGUUGGAAGGUAUAUAUGUGUAUAUAUUGUAGUGCCUCGGAUUGUGAACUCUGAUAGAAUAAGAUUUUCCGAGUUGAUCAUUUGCUUUGUUAG